AGGAAACGUGUGUUACAUUCAAAAUAGUCCCACGUGUUGCAGCCUCGCCAAAUACACAAAUAAUUCCAAUGAUAACUUAACUUAGGCAAUAAAACAAGUAGUUUAAUGACAUGUGUACAUGGCACCGGUGAGUCAGCAUAAAUGUCGAAUACCGGAGAUCAGUGGCAGGUGGCUCGGAGACGAAAAGGUGCAGCGAAGAAAUCCAAACCUCUCCAGGUGUCUUCUGCUUCAACAUGCUGCCAGGAAGAGCUGGAUAUCGGGAAAACUGUUAAACGGAUCAGAGACACAGUGUCUGAGCUGAGAUGUGAGGAGUUUUGGCAGGAGUGGAAAGAGCAACUGUUGGUGGCAGCAUCCGUCUCAACGCCUACAGAGGACAAGGACACUGAGGUUCAGCUGGAGACGGCCAGUGAACACAGAUCUUGUCAGCAGCUGGAGUGUGUGUGUUAUGGCCUCGGCUCCUUCUCGUCCUGUGUCGCAGCUCGAUACCAGCUGGCCAUGUUGCUGCUGCUGCUGGAUGCUGGACAGAUUCCCCUGAAGGACUGCUCUGUCUAUGAUCCUGCAUUCUCCUCAGCAGAGAAGGAUGUCCUGAGAGAGCUGGGUCUGACUGUGCUGACAGAAAACGAGGAGGGGAAGCGUCUAGCAACAAAGCCCACACUCUUUUACCUGAUGCACUGUGGGAAAGCCCUGUACAACAACCUCCUGUGGAAGAACUGGAGCGCACAGUGUCUACCGCUGGUGAUAAUGAUUGGAAACAGCUUCAGCGGCAUGAGAGAGAGGACAAUUGAGAGAGAGCUGAAGCGGGACUACAGCUACAUCAGUAAGGCCGUGGACGUGUGUGAGGAGAGACGGCUCCCUUGUCCGUCCCGUCUGAUUGACGUCUUCAGUGACACUUCGGUCAUCACCUUUCCUUCCAGCAGCCUUAACAGACUCCCACAGUCUACAUGGACAGAGUCGUGUGAACCACAGUACCAGCACUGCCCUGAUUUGGAGAUUAUACUGAAGGAAACGCAGAGCUGAGACAGGAAAUUGACAAUAGUGGACAUGUUUUAUUAUUGCCAUUGAUAUAUCCAGUUUUUAAAUAAAUGAGCAGUGCUCUAAAUUGAGUUGAAUCUUGAAAUACUGAGCAAAUGUCAUGGUAAGUUUGCUCUAAGGCUUCAUGGGGACAGAAAAGGUAAUACUGACAAUUUUGUAUUAAUUAAUGCUUUCUACUAUUUUUUUUUUUAAAUUUCCACCUAAAAAAUAUCCCCAAAUUUAGUAACAACUGCAAAACUGAGGCCAAAAUGAACAAGUUUGGGCUCUGUAGAUAAAGAAUGUUGAGAAUUUUGAAGUAUUAUAAGUGUUCUUGUCCUUAUAACCAGACCAGAAUUAGAUUGGAAAAAACAGCAAAAGCUGGCAUUCAAAAUGUUUUUAACAGUCUCAAAAUGUGUCAGUGAGAUUGAUGCUAUUAAACCUAUUCUCAGCUGCAACUGUCCCAAAUUUGUUGCAACAGAAAUGAAGCACAACAUAUGCUGCAUCUAUUUUAAUCACGGUAUCACUGGGCGGCAUGUUCAAUUCAUCUGCCAUGCUUGGAAACCUGUGACUUUUUGUAAGAUACAUGGUCUGAACCUGGCACAGGGACCUCCAGAGUGUAAGGGGUUAAGUGAAGCUGUAAGGCAGCAAUUAAGUAUUUUGACAGAAGUGGAUUGACAUGUUGAGUAUUUGUUUUAUGUCUGGUGCUUAAACAGCCAUAGUUGUGUUUCUCAGUGUUCUGUACUGUCAGUCAUGCAUAAGUUACAGCUGUCUUCUUUUAAUACAUGUUUUCAGUUUGUAGAAAAUAAAUGUCAACCUGCAGAGGCUUGAAAUAUGCUUGA
Molecule: messenger RNA, 1850 nt
Organism: Amphiprion ocellaris (clown anemonefish)
Lineage: Eukaryota; Metazoa; Chordata; Actinopteri; Pomacentridae
Gene: srrd
Product: SRR1 domain containing
Exons: 6
Coding region: 142-1017 (291 amino acids)
Biological process (GO): microtubule-based process
Cellular component (GO): cytoplasm; nucleus
Source: RefSeq, a predicted model, not a curated record